Messenger RNA from Hyaloscypha bicolor E, 2127 nucleotides. RefSeq lists its product as uncharacterized. Gene Ontology annotation, biological process: endoplasmic reticulum to Golgi vesicle-mediated transport; Golgi organization. Gene Ontology annotation, cellular component: Golgi apparatus. NCBI's taxonomy places the organism in Eukaryota, Fungi, Ascomycota, Leotiomycetes, Helotiales, Hyaloscyphaceae. Gene Ontology annotation, molecular function: small GTPase binding. The record is from RefSeq and is a predicted model, not a curated record. The transcript has 4 exons. The coding region runs from base 46 to 1869 and encodes 607 amino acids.
UUCUGGGCCAACUGAUCGGAUUCCUUCUAAUAAUUACCUGCCAACAUGUCAGCCGUGGCCCCUUCAGACCCUUCUCAAGCCCCUUCAGCAGCACCCAAGAAGAAGAACAACAAAAAGAAAAAGAGCGGCAAAGCAAAGACCAAUGGGGAUAUCACCAAAGGCCAAGAAAAUGAGAAGGAUACAGCGCCAGAGAAUGGCGAGGGGGACGGGGAGGUUGAAGAGUCGGAACAUUCACCAGUGGAUACCCCGAGGGAAUCCGAAUUCCCAGAAAAGUUAAAGCAGCAGACGAACGGUCAUAGCUAUGAUUCCACAGACAACGGCCACGCCGUCGAGCCUUCGUCACGAACACCUGAGGAAGGACCGCCGGGCAAGCCUAAUAAGUCGGAAGGAAUUGCAACCAGCAAACAAACAGAAUCCAGCGAUGAUACCAGCGUUCGAUUUGAAGCCAUGUCACAAGAACGGGAAGCUCUGAGAGUUGAAGUAGAACGAUUACGAAAAGCGCUGGAGGACAUCCGAGGAAAGCACACGGAGGAGGUAUCUGCGAUCAAGAGCCAACAUGCAGACGCAUUAUCGACUAUUCAGACGACAUACAGCGAAGAAAUUAUCACAAUCAAAGGCCAACACUCGGAAGAGUUGUCUAUAAUUAAAACUGAGUUAGAAGAAAGCGAAUCUGCUAAGGAUCAGGCGGAGACCCAAUACCAGAACUUACUCGGCCGCGUCAAUACCAUAAAAUCGAGUCUGGGCGAACGCUUGAAAGCAGAUAGAGCGGAGCUUCAGGAAGCCAAGGAGCAGAUUGACGAACUUGAGUCACAAAAUGAAACCCUCCAACAGCGAUUAAAAGGCCUAGAGGGAGAUGUCAAGCAAUUAGAAGAAGAAUCACGAGAAUCUUCAAAAGAACUUUCUAGUCUUCGGAAUCGACACAAUCUUUCACAGCAAAAUUGGGUUCAUGAACGAGAGGACCUGAUCCAACAGACUAGGCAAUUGAAGGAGGAAGCGGAAGCUGCGAAAGAGGCAAUGGGGGACUGGGAAGUCCUUGCAAUGGAAGAGAGGUCAAUGCGUGAAGGUGCAAUAGAAAAGAUGCGGGAUUUGGAAGAACAAUUUUCUGCCCAGAAGGAAGCCUACGAAGCAGCGGUAUCCGAGAGAGAUAGUCAAGCACAGGCUCUUGAAGGGUUGCAAAGAGCUCUCCAAGAAGUGCAAGAAGCCCGCAAACGAGAAUUACGGGAAAUGGUCGAGUCUUACGAAGAACAAGUCGUUGCUCUGAAAAAGCUUGUUCAAGAAUCAGAUUCUCGAGCCGUGGAAGCAGAAGCAACCAAAGGGUCCUUGCAAACAGAAGUGGACCGACUCAUCCCUUUUGAAAAGGAAAUCAAGGAGAAGAAUCUCCUCAUCGGAAAAUUAAGGCAUGAAGCAAUUGUGCUCAAUGACCACCUCACGAAAGCCUUGAGAUUUCUCAAGAAGGCUAAGCCAGAGGACAACGUUGACAGGCAAAUCGUCACGAACCAUUUCUUGCACUUCCUCGCCCUCGACCGCUCAGAUCCCAAGAAAUUCCAGAUCCUGCAAUUAAUUGCAGCGCUCCUCAACUGGACAGACGAACAGAAAGAGCAAGCAGGUCUUGCAAGACCAGGUGCGUCAAACAGUAGUUUACGCUUACCCAUGUCACCAUUCCAUCGUACACCCAGUACACCUUCGUUGUCAACCGAGUUCUUUACUGAGUCUCCAGCGAACAAGGAGUCAUUGGCCGAAUUGUGGACAGGGUUCCUUGAAAGGAGUGCAGAGGAAGGCUCCACAACGGGGAGCCGAAGUGGCAGUGUAAGUAGUGCGGCGCCACGGCCGGAGACGAGAGGUGGUGAAGGGAGUUCUAGAGGGUCAUAGAAUUGAUUCGUGUACUACAACAAACAUUGCGUCUGGCGUUUGGGUGAAAAGGCGAUUGGCUUUACGCCUCGCAAACAUCUACUGGCAAUUUUGCAUUUUAUACCAGAAGGUUGGACCUUCAUCAUAAUUGCAUCAUUCUAUCCUCAAGAUCUCAUCUGGAUCAUGAGAAGUUUAUCAAAUUGUGCUGUGAUUCGAAGGACGCCUUAAUCUUGCUAGGUAGCAAAUUUCGGGAGUUGUACAAUCUGUCACUGUUAGUUG